Molecule: messenger RNA, 11574 nt
Organism: Acanthoscelides obtectus
Lineage: Eukaryota; Metazoa; Arthropoda; Insecta; Coleoptera; Chrysomelidae
Source: the annotation of a GenBank genome assembly
AUUGUAACCGAUCGUAAAGGAUAUCAAGAACCAAAAUCCGCCAACGUUGAUUCUUUACUGCGGCUGAAAUAUUCAUUUUUAGAGCAUUACUGAAUUAAAAAAAAAGCAGUAUAAAAACCGGAAUGUCCAACUGAUAAGGCUGAAAAUUUUUCACUUGUUAUUUACAGUAAGAUAAAUACAUUCACCAACUUUUAUUAAAAUAAAACCAUUUAAACUGGGUGUUCGGAUUUAUAUGUCACUUAGUAUAUUUUGAACCUAUAAUACUCUGCUACAUUUUUAUUAUUUGUGUUUGAUAAGAAAAAAACUAAGAUUUCAAUAGUUGGGCCAACUGAAGUGGGAAGGGGCUCGUACUUCCAGGAUUUCGGUUCGUGGGUCGUUUUAUGGCCUAGAUUCGGCUCGAAGACGGACAAAUCGUCGAACAGGCAAUCAGGAUGGAAGAUUUCGGAAAACGGUGACAAGAUCUUGGAUAUGAUUCAGUGGUUGCGAAUUUUAAAAGCGCUAUCAGGAAAGAGGCGAGCUGCUGCACAGAAUUUGGAUAAUCUGUUUAUUUCAUCAAGGAGAAAAGUACGUCCUGCCUCAAGAGCGGUGAUCGUAGGAUGGGUCAAGACAGGUCUGAAACAGAUCAAUGUGGUGGCGAGUCCGGGUAGUAUAUGCUCAGCUGUUGGAUCAGCUCGUUUUAGUUUGGAAAUGCCGAUAGACGAAAUUCUGAAGAAAGAGAACUGGCAGAGUGGCCAGAACUUUUUCAAGUAUUACUGUAAGCCAAUAGAGUCAAUAACAUCUGUCGAUAGGUAUGAAAACCCACCUUCAGAGCAUUUUGAUGUUGUUUAGUUUUUUCAUUUAUAUAUCGGUAUUUUAUUAUAAAUGUUUUUAUAUGUUUCUCAUAGCAAUAACAUUUCUGUUCCUAAACAGACGGAAGUUUUUUUUACCUAUUACAGUACGCUCAUAGCGCCGGCAGACUACAAACACUUCUCACAAGGGUCAAGCGAAGGCAGAGACACAAAAUAUAUAUGUUUUUCCCCCGAAGGGUAAAAAACAUUUAUUUUGGGUCUUGCCGAAGCUUGACUCUAAAUUUUUAGACCUAGACUGGUACUAAACGCGCGAGCAGGCUUGCCGGCGCCAAGCAGCAGCCGCGACCGGACGACUCUGAGCGUGACAGAGAUGGAAGACAAUGGGUGAAGUGAAUAAAACCAAGUAAGCACUUCAUAAGCAUUUACUUACGAGAGUUGAAGCAAAUGCUUGGCAAUGAGUGAAUAAUUGUAAGGCAUGACUCAGAGAGGUCUACUUGUUAAUAUUGAGGUAUUACUUGCGGCGCGUGCAAGUCCUAGCUUGUUUAUCCUUAUUCACAUAUUCAAAUCGUCUUAUUUAUGAGUAUUUGCUUUAUAAACCUUACGCGUCGUAUAAAUCUCUUUAGGUUUCUGUAUAUUUUUGUUUAAUAAAUGUUUUUUACCCUUCGGGGGAAAAACAUGUAUAUUUAUUUUCAGGUUCUGUGUAACAAUUUGUACGAAUUUAUGUUCUAGAUAAAAGUAUCAGAGAUUAUCUAUCUGUAAGUCUGUUUCUUUUGAUCCAGUUGACUGAUAUGCCAGUGUAAUCAUACCGUUGUUCAUUAUGUUCCAUUUUGUAGUGGGAAACAUAUCUUUGUUGUGUAUUGUAACAAAAUUAGGAGUUGAACUUAUGAUUUGAUUAUUUCGCAAGGUUUUUCUAUCAAAAUGACAAUUCAUGCAUGAUAUUCUGUUGAAAGUUGUACGUUAAAAUGAAAAGAUAUUCAAGUUUUGAAACGAUAGAAAUAUGUGUAUAGCAAAUUACUGCAUUUUAUAUGAUCUGCGUUGUUUUGAAAGGUUACCGAUUAAAAUUUCUUGCGUAUUUUUUGGUGUUUGCAUAUAUGCCGUAUCCCAGAUUUUCGCAUCCCUCAUGCAUAUCUAGGUCCCCGAUUCAAGUCCGUUAAUUUUUUCCUUUUGGGGGUGUCCUGGGGGUCCGGAUCCAGAGGGAUGUCCUGGGAGUCCGCCCCCCACACCCCGAAAUAUCCUAGUUCAAAACAAUUUCAAACGUGUUUUUCAAUUCGGAGACGAUCUGAACAUGUAUCGUGCCCCCAGAAUGUUUUAUUUUUUGUUUAAUUUCAAAUCACGAUAUGGACCCCUUCCAAAAAUAUCUUCUAGAUCCGCCCCUGGGGUAGUCAGAAUUUUAUUUUGACGUAUUUUCUUAUUCAAUAUAAUUACAUGUGUGAAUGCGAAAAUUCAACAGAUUGCAAUGAGACAAGUGGUGUGUAGUUCGCGAACGAACUAGUUCAAUCGAACGAUUCUUAAGAUUGAACUAAGUUAACUAGUUCAUUGUUCCCUGAAAAACUCGUUCAGUAAGUACGAAUGUUAUUACAGGAUCUUUAUGAUCCAAUCGAACCAGUUGUGAGUGAAUGAAUGAGAAAGGAGACGGGAAGGAACCACGACGGAAAACAAGUGUAAGCAGAAGGUUGUAUAACUGGUUGCCUAGAAGUUAUGGAAAAAGGUGACAAAUGCUGUUAAUCAUAGAGACUGAAAGAAAUAAAAAUUAGCUACUUUUUAUAAAAAAAGAUCAUUAAUUAAAGCUCAUGACGAAGUUGAAACGAUACUAAAAUUAAGAUGUAAAUUUAUCAAUUUCCAUUUAAAAGCAUUAAUUUUUUAACUCUACCGCCUUCUAGUCUAUUUCUGGUGACAAGACUGCUUUGCUCAGCCUUCGUUCACGUGGUGACUGGGCUAUUAAACGUGAACAGAGAUCCGUAAAGGCCUAUUCAUACUCAGCCGUGACGUGACAGUGCUGUGACCGGCACGUGAUCCGCCCGGCGAAACUAAAAACAUUCUUCCUGGAAUUUGGUUGAACUGAUUCACACUAGACCGGCACGUGGCAGUGGCCGUGUUCUCAGUGCCCUCGACGACGCCGUACCGUGAUCAUCGCAUUGUUUUGGAACGACAUUUUUCGCUUUUCACGGCCGUGUUUUCAUGUAAUUUCGUGAAUAUUUUGAUAUAACUGGUCAAAAACAUGAAUGAAUGAAAAACUAAUUGAUUUUGUACGCGUAGAUCCCUUGCUGUAGAACCAGUCAAAUUCUAAAUACAAGGACUUCCGUUAUCUUCCCGUUUCUUCUUCUUCAUCUUUCGUAGGUGGUAGAUGGUCUCUGACUGUCGAACGCGGAGGUACCACCUGGCGGAUCUAAUACUCGGGGCCAGAAUGUGUGCAUGUUGCAUGAUGCACACGUGUUCCCUCGCCAGAGUCCGUGUGGCGUCCCCCCUUUCCUCUGUGUUUCCCCCUAUAGCAACACGGUACCACAUGGCCUUCGUGGUAGUUGGAGAAUUAAUGCAAUAAUUGCAAGUUCAUCCUCUGAAAAUUUUGCCAUCUCGACCUCACGUGAACACGACUGCGCUGUCAGAGCACGGAGAAAAAUACUGAUCGGUGUAAAUUGAAAACACUGUGAGCUCACGUCAUCGGCACUGGCACAUCACGGCACUGUCACGUCACGGCUUAGUGUGAAUAGACCUUUACAGUUCCAACUAAUAGCACCUAUACGCUUUCCGCCGUGGUCGCUUCUGGUGUGAUAGAUGGCGCUGUCUUAAUAUGUUAACCCUGUAUAUCACGUUGUAAGAAGCAUUUUGUAACAUGCUAUAUAAAUAUCAACGAAAUAACUUUGUUUGGUUAAUUAGGGCAACUCGGACACCAUGCGACGCCACUGUUCGAAAAUAAAAUUACGUAUUGUGCGUCAAUAACAAAUAAUUGCUCAAAUUACAGAAUCGUUAAAUUUAUUUCAAAAGCGACAUAUUUGCUACAGAAGCUUUGUUAUGAAAGUAAUUCUGCGUGUUUUCCCAAAUACACCUUUUUGAAUUCUGUGUAAAUAAACCAAGGUGUACCUCUAAAUAAACGCAAUUAAAAAGAAAAAAGCUAGGAAAGGAAUUUUUCUCUCUGUCUUUGUCUUUCUCACGUGGUAUAUACGGAUCAGCUGCCUCAGAGCAUGUGCAAUCAGUGCUGUAUCUUUUGCCUGAGUAUCAUUUGAAAGGUGUUCAUGCUAAUUGUUCCACAACAAAAAUCAAUUGAUAAAAAUAACAACCGCGAGGAAAAUGUCAAGUUUUCAUAAGGUGGAAAUUAAUAAAACUGUUUGGGAAGUUCCAGAAAGAUAUCAGCAGUUAUCUACUGUGGGAUGUGGAGCAUACGGACAAGUAUGUUCAGCAUUGGAUACAGUAACAAACAAAAAGGUAGCUAUAAAAAAAUUGGCCCGUCCAUUUCAGUCAGCAGUACAUGCAAAACGAACAUACAGGGAACUGAAGUUGCUCAAACAUAUGAGACAUGAAAAUGUGAUAGGACUGUUAGAUGUAUUUUAUCCUAAACACGAUGUGAAUCAGAUCUAUUUAGUUACACAUUUGAUGGGUGCUGACUUGAACAAUAUCAUAAGAACACAGAAACUAACUGAUGAUCAUGUCCAAUUUUUAGUAUAUCAGAUACUUCGAGGAUUGAAGUAUAUACAUUCUGCUGGUAUAAUACACAGGGACUUAAAACCAUCUAAUAUAGCUGUAAAUGAAGACUGCGAGCUGAAAAUAUUAGAUUUUGGUCUUGCCAGGCCUACAGAAAACGAAAUGACAGGUUAUGUGGCGACAAGGUGGUACAGAGCUCCUGAAAUUAUGUUAAAUUGGAUGCAUUAUAACCAAACUGUUGAUAUAUGGUCAGUUGGUUGUAUAAUGGCUGAAUUGUUGACUGGAAAGACACUGUUUCCAGGCACAGAUCAUAUUCAUCAGUUAAAUCUGAUUAUGGAAAUAUUGGGAACCCCAGGUGAUGAAUUUAUGCAGAAAAUCACGUCAGAAAGUGCUCGAAAUUAUAUAAAGUCGUUACCAGUUAUACCUAAAAAAGACUUACAUACUUACAUAGUUGGUGCUAACCCCUUAGCUAUAAAUCUUCUGGGCCUUAUGUUAGAAUUAGACAGCGAUAAACGUAUAACUGCCGAACAAGCCUUAGCACAUGCUUAUCUAGCCGCUUAUGCUGAUCCAAACGAUGAACCAAUAUCAGCACCUUACGAUCAGAGUAUCGAGGAUAUGAAUUUGCCCGUUGAAAAGUGGAGAGAUCUAGUGUUACAGGAGGUAAGCUCAUUCGAAUAUAUCCCACCUCAAAAUGAAGAAAAUUGAACUAGUGGUAGUUUAACAUUUAUAAUAAUUAUAUUUUAAUAUUAUAUGCCCAGUUUUGUUGCAAUAGUUGUAUUUGUUGAAAAUUUAGGCAUACAUCAAAGCAUUGUAACUGCGUUGACAUUAAUUUAUUAUUAUUAUUUAUUAUAGCAAUACAUUUAUAUUGAUUUUCGAUCGAUUCAUUUUACUUGUUUUCCGAUAUUAUGUGAAACAUGUAAUUUAGUUUUAGCAACUAAUACAAACUAACAAUUUUGUUUUCAUCAUGUCGCUGCUAAUUUAUUUUACACACACUGUAUAUAUAUUCUUUAUUUAUGUUAAAAAUAUUUUCUUUCAGAAACAUACAAUGUUAUUAUAUACAUCUUAUAAUUUGGUUGUAAACGGUUUGUGAAUUGACCGGUAGAUGUUCCGUAUUGUGGUGACAAUAUUUAUUUAGCGUCAUAAAAAGAAUACAUGAUUUUCCAAAACUUUGGGGUCACGUUUUCAUUUAUACAAACAACUUUUUCGAAUAUCUUCCCCAAUAUUGUCAAGUUAUUUGAAAAAGUUGCGAUUACCUUACUUCUGCCCAUGAUAACAUAUACACAUAUCAUAAUAUACUAAACCAAAUUCAUUUUCGAGGUGCCGUCUGGUCAGAACCGUAUUCAGUCCUUAAGUACGCGAUGUCGAAGUUCAUUGAAAUCUGUCACACUUUUGAUUGAUAUAUCCCGCAGAGAUGUAGCUUGCUCCACAGGGGCCUCAUAUCAAAAUUUAUAGGGGGGCCCACCCAACUGUGGUGAUUCCCAGAUGGAGUAAACUUUGAAUUAUAGAUUAUUAUAAAAGAAACAUAAAUGAUUGCAUUGAAUAAUAUGAAUUGUGAGGGGGUGGAUUAUCGGCAAAAUGUUAAAGUGUACAUACUCUCAGGUUCAGGUUAGGGCAUAUCAAAAAGGCUUAUCUUGACUCAUCGAAAAUUUAAAAAUAGGUUUGUCACUAUUUCUUCCCGAUUUUUUUUUAAUAAACCAUCCAUCGCGGGAGACGAUUUAAGUGUUUCGAAAUUUUCAGCGUUACCUCCGUGCAAUCUAAAGUUUAUCGCUUGAGAAUUUUUAAUUUAGCCUACAGCCUAAAAACUUGCGUGAGAUGGCGGAAAACACUUAACGAACUUUUUUUUCGAACGUAGGGCUCCCCUGUAUCGUUGAUACGAUAGUAGCUGCGCCCCUGAUAUUCUACCACUUGCUGAAUACUCUAAUAAAUGGUUACACAUAAUGUUUCUCUCGAAGGACCAUAGCUCAAAUUGUUUGUAUGCAAAAAACUAUAGUUGAUCCAAACCUGUUCUUUUACCUAUUACCUAGGGACGUGUCAGUCGAUCAAUCAAAGCGUAGCACUUACGCACUAGCCUGCUGAAGUUUGUUUUGAUUGACUGCACAUCGAAAACGGAUUUGGCAUAGAAAUUAUUAUGAUUACGCUGCUAUAUCUGAAAGGAAUGUGGGUAGUGCAAUAUAUCUAUGAAAAAAUUCUACAAUUAAAAAAGAAUGUCAAAAGAUCCCCAAAUUUAGUUUUCGAGUUAUUGGUUCCCUUUUUGGGACGCCGAAGGUUUGUUUAGGAACAUUUUGUAAAAAAGUUUUUUAUGGGCAGGAACUGUAUUAUUUUGUAGUAGAAAACAUUGCGAAAUCGAGACAUUAUGUGUUUUUGAUUUUAUAUGACAUCUACAUCCGUAUUUCUACCUGUCUACUAAAUUCCUUGCCUUCUUUAUAAUUCCGAACAUACCGCUCGAGUAUUGAUGAAAUUUUGACAGGUGAUUGCUAUGCUACGGAUCGAGAUCGAUCCACUGGCAACAGAGCUGAGAGAAAAAAUAAAAAUUCAAAACGCACCCAAAUUCUAUAUGCGAAACUACAUAUGAAAAUUGCCUCUAAAGGCAUCAAAAUCUGGAUCGAUCCAAAUUAAGGCAAAAAUUGAAGAAAUUCAGCAAAAAUGCGGACUUCCCAUUUGCGCAAUUUUUCGGGAAAUAGUGAUUUUGAUUUUGGAACGUAAAAGAAUAGACAAAAGUACAAAAAUGUGUACAGUUUUUAAGAUACAGAACUUAUGAUACGCUACGCGUAAAAAGUCAAAAAAUUGGCGUUUUUUCCUGUUUUUGUCGAUUUUCCGAGCAAACACUCAUGGAUUUGUCAGUAGAUCUGAAAAGGUAUAAUAAAAACUUCAAAAAUGUUUUCUCUCGAACACAAGUUUCACAAAUCUAUAAAAAAUCGCGGUUAGGUAGCAUACAAGAGUAGCAUCGGUAAUUUUUUAAGCAAAAUUGCGCCCGUAAAAAAUAUUAAAGGAAAAACACGUUUUGGAGGUUAGGGGCGACCUAUAUAUCUGAUAAUUUGACUCAACAUACCUUAAUUUGGAGUGAUCCAGAUUUGGAUUCUUUUAGGGGUAAUUUUCAUGUGUAGUUUUGCCUAUAGCCUUUCAUAUUUCACGGCUUCUGGUGAUUUUUGGGCGUAAUCAAAAACAUUCUAUCGAGAGGCGGGAGUUGUUUUAAAUGUUUAAAUGAACAUAUUUCAGUUUUCUGGUUACUGUUGGCAUAGUCAAAACAUUUUAGGGGACCCAAGAAUUGUGAAAUUCGGUAAUUUGCAGAUAUUGUAUAUCAAUAAUGUCGCGUAUUUAAAAUUUCCGGUGUCUGCAAAAUAUUUCUCGAAUCCACCAACUAUUUUUGUGUGUCUUGAACAGUUGAAUUUAUCAUUUAUAUUAAUGUGUCGAGUCAAUCUGCUUGACUCGAUUUUUGCUAAGAGGUGCAAUGAAACCACAACCUUUUUACCUUCAGGCAAAAAACAUCAUAUUAUCAUCUUGGUAAAUGAAACAAAAAGGGAAUAUUACCAAGAAAAGAUAAAUAAAUCCGAGAAUAAGUCGAAAGCAGUGUGGAGUGCUGUAUCUGAGUUGACAAAAAACUCGUGAGAUUUCAAUUAGUAUUGACGGUACACUAGUACAAGAUCCGUGUCAGAUUGCCCCACCCUUCAAUAAAUACUUCAUCAACGAAGCUCAAAGGAAGGUUGAUAGCAUGCAAGAAAUAAAUAGUAAUAAAAAUUCAAUUCUAAAAAUACGUUCAAUCCAUUUUCGUUAUUUUUGAGACCAUUCACGGAGUAUGAGUUACUAUAGUUUCAUUAUUCGGCAGGCUCAAAAAAAAAAUUGCUAGUGCAGAUGACAUACCGGUUUUCUUAAUCAAAAAAAUUCUUCCUCAAAUAAUAGAACCACUUACAUACCUCAUAAAUAUUUAUGUCUUUUCUAUCUGGGAAAUUUCCCAGCAAAAUAAAAACGGGUAAAGUGAUUCCACUGUAUAAGAUUAAAGAGCGAACGUUGAUGAAGAAUUACAGAGCAGUAACUAUGCCGGAAAGUUUGUCUAAGGCAUUCGAAUAUGCAUUUUUAGGUCGUUUAAUGAUUUUUUUGCGCAACUUCAAGGUAAUUACCAAGAGACAACAUGCUUUCCAGCAAGGAAGAUGGACAAAUUCAGCAAUGACUGCCUUUUAUAUAGAACUAAAUGAGUAUGUUGCCGCAGGCGAAUGCCCCGCAGCUAUUCUUUGUGAUUUGAGUGGGGCAUUUGAUUGCGUUAAUCAUCAGAUAUUACUCAAUACAUUAGAAUAUUAUGGUAUAAGAGGAGCUGCUCAAAAAUGGAUAGACUCUUUCAUUGAGAAUCGGAAGCAAUAUCAACUCUAAAGUCAUGUCAAUUCAGAAGGAUGUACCACAAGGUACUAUGCUGGGCCCGAUUCUCUUUUAUAUGUCAAUCAGAUCGCAGAUAUUUCGCCCACCAUUAAAUAUACAGCUUAUGCGGAUGACAUAUCUUUCAUUAUUUCAUCGAAAGAGGAUGGUGUCCUCCAAGUAAAAUGCAUAAAGUUCUUGACGGAACUGAUUAACUCACGUGACCUUUUUCUGUACACCGAGAAAACAGAAGUACCCAGAUCCCAGAAUUACCAGCGCGAGUUAGAUCAAUUUGGUAUAAAUGUCAAUAAUUCAGUAUUAGAGAGCCAAAACGAUAAAAAAUUCCUUGGAGUAUUUAUUGAUGAGCGUUGACGAGUCACUGUGAGCAGCUGUGUAAAUCAUUAUCCUCUUAUGUAUAUGUUUUUAGAAAUAUGAGAAUUGUUUUAAGCUAUCCUAAUUUAUUGAAUAUCUAUUAUGCGCUGAUUGAGUCUAGAUUUCGUUAUGACAUUUGCUUGUGGGGUAGCUCAUCCCAUGCAAAUGAAGUGUUUGUGUCUUAAAAGAAAAAUUUUAGCAAAUUUAAGUAGCCAUCACUCGAGUAGAGAACUGUGAUAUUCACACGUACAGUACCCAAAUAAAAAGCCAAUUACGUUUACCUAUGUUUAACUAUAAAUGCAGUCAAGGCUCACCAAAUUACCUUGGUUUAAAAAUGUUCAAUAACCAGAUAAAGUAAAAUCAGAAACGGGCGUGAGGUCCUUCAAACGAAAUUUGAGAAGGCUUCUGAUCGAUCAGUGUUUUUAUAGUGUUGAAGAGUUUUUCUCUUGUAGGCAUUUUUAAUGUUUUAACUGUAUUCACUGUUAUUUUGUCCCUAGUUUUAAGUUUGACAAUUCCUAUAUGUUUUUUUAGAGAAUUUGAACCAGUGAUCUAGGUCCAUCGAUUUAUUGCGCAAUAAUUAUUUGUAGUUAGAAUUAAAAUAUUUACACAUGAUGUUUUGUAUGAAAUAUCUCGUGUAUGGCCAUGGUAAUGAAAUAAGAAUCAUAUUCAAGUGGCAUUUACGCCGCGUCAGAGACACUGACACUCGAUGGCACAAUUCUCGCUCUGGUGUUGACAUAUUUCGUCCGCAUGUUGAUCUAGAUUGUUCAUUCAGAAUAAAAGUAGCUCUAAAGAAUUAGGGAACAAUUUGCUGCAUUAAAUCGGAUACUAGAUAUAAGCAUGCAGGAUCUAAGACCGACAUCUGCUUUCUAAGUAAUGCGAUGGAGAGGUGCAUAAAUAUGGAGCUUUUGGAGUACUUCGAAGAUCACGGCUUGAUUAGCUACAGACUGUAUGGUUUUUGGCACCAGCGACCCAUAGGGGGACCUCCUAGCUUACGUCACGCAAUUAUGAAAUAGACUCAACCAGUUUCAUGGUGAGGCUCAUGUCGUUGCUCUUGAUAUCACGAAAGAGUUUGAUCAGCUGUGGCAUAAGCUGCCCUCUUACGCAAACCUUCAUCAUAUGGCAUCCCAAAGAAUCUUUGCAGAUGGGUGGCUGACUUUCUCUCUGACCGUAAGAUAUCCGUCGAUCAAUCCAGUCCAUAGCUUUGCUGAUUAGCACUCUACGUAUACAUUCAAGAAUUCAGAGUGACAUGCCGAUUUCUGCCUGUGAGUUGGAGAAAAGAAGUCGACUUCUUUUCUGAUGAGAUACCUGGAUGUUAUCACUGCUUGGGAGCGCAACAAUCUUGUACACUUUAACGCUUCCAAAACACAGUUUUGUACCUUGACGAAACAAAAAGCGUCCUAGCGCUCAUCCGGAUUAGAUGGAUGGCCGAGUUCUACCAAAGUGCCGUUCAUUUCGUCCAGAUCACCGAGGGCUAGGUCUGGCACGAACACAUCUCUUCAAUAGUGGCAGCUGCUAAGGAAAAGCUAGGCUAUUUGUUUAGGGAUAAGUAGUACUUUUCUCCACAUGACCUCCUCACUCUGUACAACGCUCAGGUAAGAUCUAGCCUGGAAUGCUGCUUACAUGUUUGGGGUGCUGCCGCCCCGACUUCAUUAUCCAUGCUCGAUGCUGUUCGAUUACUCUACUCUAAGACCCUUUCGCACUGGCGGGCCGUUGGCGAUAUUGCUCUGUUCUACCGCUAUGCCAACGGGCUUUGCUCCUCAGAGCUUUCCCCCACGAUGCCGCCGCGCAAUGUGCCCGCCAAACAGACCCGCCUGACAUCCAGAAGUGGUCGAUACGACCGCUCCUUUGUUCCUAGGGUAUCGAGAUUGUGGAACAAUCUACAGGAGAAAAAUACUAUUAAACAUUUUUCUGUAAGCUGCUCAUAGUAGCCCUAGCAUUUUAGCUUCUAUCUGCGCUUCUUCGGUAUAAAAAAAAUGUAGCUGAUAAUUUUUUGAGUUACUUUUGGCAUGCUAAUUGAAUUAAGUAAUAACUGUUCUCAGUGCUUAUUGUUGCAUAUUCAGCCUGAGUGGCCAACAGUGGCUCGAGAAUUUGCCGAUCAAGAGGCGUAAAUGCCAUUGGUAUGGACGUAUUGUGUUAGAUGUUGAAACUCUACGCUUGAAAUAAGUCAGGUCAAUUAACUCGAAAUAUAUGUAUUUUGUACAAAAUAUUUACAAUAGAUUGUAAUUAUACUGAUUAUGUAAACUAUAGUACUAACUUUAUUUACAUGUUUUUUGUUAUAUAAUAAUUAUACAAAAUUUUCACAGAUGAGUAUAUUGUUUUAAACUUAAGCUCUUAUUUAGGUGACUAUUAAGAUAGUAAAAUACUGUAGUCAAUCUGAAAUAACUCAAAUAAAAUACUGCUCAUAACAAGCUAAUAAAAUAGAUCAUUAUAUGAC